This is a messenger RNA of Encephalitozoon intestinalis ATCC 50506, 510 nucleotides long. RefSeq lists its product as uncharacterized. The transcript has a single exon. Gene Ontology annotation, biological process: proton transmembrane transport. Gene Ontology annotation, molecular function: proton transmembrane transporter activity. The record is from RefSeq and is a predicted model, not a curated record. Lineage: Eukaryota; Fungi; Microsporidia; Unikaryonidae. Gene Ontology annotation, cellular component: proton-transporting two-sector ATPase complex, proton-transporting domain. Bases 1 to 510 code for a protein of 169 amino acids.
AUGAAUUUGAUGUUUUUGUUGGUGGGACCCAUCAUUCCGAUGGAGGCAGGCAGUGACAGUGAUACAGCUCUCUCGAUUGUCUCCUUGGGCCUUGCCAUUGAGAUAGCCCUUGCAGUUUAUGGUGCAUGCGAAGGCAUGGUUUCCUCGGGAGCAGCAUCGAUUCUAUGCAGUCAGAAUAGAUCCAUACUCGGGCCCACAUACUUUAUCAUGAUAAUGAUAUCAACAAUAUUUUUCAGCAGCUUCCUUGUUGCCUUAAUCAUCGCGACCAACAUCGAUGAAAAGCUAGACAUGGGAAAGAGCAUUUCAUACUUCUCGGCAUGUAUGAUGGUAGGGAUGACGGCAGCCAUAUCCGGGAAGGUCUGCUCGGCCCUUGGAAAACGAGGAUUCAGAAUUCUAUCGGAAAAGCCUUCUUUUCUGCCGAUCCUGAUCAUUCUGUUCGGCAUGAUAGAGUUUGUUAUAAUUGUUGUUCUCUCAUGUGCCUUGUUGAUGGUCUACCAGACUCGUGGAUAG